UACAUUCGGCGCCUCAUAAUAUGAUGGUACCUGUGUCCAUGCUCGGCCUGGAAAAGAUCAAAAUAUUAAACCAACCAAAAUUUCAAUCUCCGCGAGACUGCCAGUGCCAGUGGUUGAAAUUUGAAAAUCAAGAAUGAUGUCUUGUCUCCGGAAGACCAUCCCAGUGCAUGGUCUACCCCACCACAGACUUUGCACUUUCAGUUUCCUCCGAAAGACAUACUCGCUUCAGCGGAUGCAACGGUUGGUGGUUCUUGCAAGUACUAGACCAAGAUAUCUCCUAAGUCUACAUGCUGCCUCUCUUUGUACUACAAAUAACAGUGUGUUCUCUCCAAGACUAUCCAGUGACAAGGAGCUCCAACCGGACGGGUCCUGCUUGAAACAUAAAUCCUUGCCUUCAAGUGGAAGCAGACAACCUGCCAGGUAUUUUUCAACUGGUACACAAUGCUUGGAUAAACCCUGGAAAGAAGGGAUAAAUAGCGAAAAUGCGUCUGAAGGUAAUCGUCCAAAGAGAGAAGGAGAAUUACUGAAGCACACCAAUCUUCUAAGAAGUCCCAAGCAGAGAUUUGUUUUGACCCAGAGCUUAGCACGAACUGUCAGGGAAUGCAUCUGGCCUGGUGAUACCCUGAGGGAAGAGACUGCUACUAUUAUCUCUGCUAAUGAAGGUCCAGGAUUCAUGUCGAGAGAGUUGUUAGAGAAUGGAGCAUCCAAAGUGCUCAGCCUCUGCAGGCAUCAACAGUUUUGUCCUACGCUAGAGGACAUCAGGAGAGAAGCAUCUGAGCGUUUCCAGUGGCGGCAUGCCGAUAUCUACCAGAUGCAGUACAUGGGGGACAGGGACAUCAGGCCUCCAGUAGCAAGAAUAGAAGAUGUCUUUCAAGACAUUGAUUCGGCUGCAUGGGAGGAAGAUAUUGGAUUGAAGGUGGUUGGAGCAUUGCCCCAAGAUGGAGAGAGGAAGCAUGCCUAUGUCCUGGCCAGUCUAAUCUUGGAGAGACUGUCUAUGUUCAGCUAUGGCCGCGUGCAACUCAACCUCUUUAUGAGCAAGAAUUGUUACAAUACAAUGAUUCAUCCUCCUGGGAACAUGAAAAACUACCGUGCACUUUCAGCCCUCUACCAAGUAUCAUCAGAUAUUCAACUCCUUCAUACUGAACCUAUUGUGUCUUUCAAGCUACCACCUAAAACCCGUCCAAAGUCAGUCGCUGCUGAGGCUGUAGAGAAGAAGUUUGAGGAUCUGUGUCUGGUUCAGAUCACACCAAGGAGAGAUCUCUUCAACAGGCAUCAGAUGGAGCAAUGGCAGGCAUUCAUCUUCGUCUUCUUCGUCAGGCAGGCCCUAGCAAGACGCAAGGAGAAGCUGGAGAAAAUCAUUGAAGCCUGGGCCCCCGGUAGUUCCGAUGUGAUUGCUGAGUUCGGGUACGGCAGGAAGACGCUGACUGGGGAUGUCAGCGGCGAUGAUUUCCUGGCCAUCUUCUGUCGCAUCUGUAAGCUGGAUAACUUCAACGGAGCAUGGAUGGGAGAGGAGGUCAUGGGUUGGGCGUCUGGGAGACACCAGGACAUGAACACGUUAGAACUGAGUCAGGCUCUAGGAUCCGUCCAUCUCACAUGAUGUAUGGGGAGCACUUGUUAUAAGCUACUGCAAAUCCUUGCAUCCGACUGGCUCACAGCUAAUUUGUCUUUACAAAGCACUAACAGGAUGCUUCAUGACACAUGGUCAUAGGUUGGGCAUCUGGAAGACUUCGGGAUGUCGUUAGAAUUGAGUCAGGCUCUACGAUCUGUCCAUCUCACAUGAUAUAUGGGGAGCACUUGUUAUAAGCUACUGCAAAUCCUUGCAUUUGUCUCUAAACAGCACUGACAAGAUGCUUCAUGACACAUGGUCAUGGGUUGGGCAUCUGGAAGACAUCGGGAUAUCGUUAGAACUGAGUCGGGCUCCAGGAUCCGUCCAUCUCACAUGAUAUAUGGGGAGCAUUUCAUUAGACAAAUAGUGAUUUGCACUAAUUGUUAUAAUCUACUGAAAUGCUGGCAUCUGAUUGGCUCAGAGCCCAUUUGUCAGUGGAAAUUACUGACAAGAUGCGUCAUGAAACGCACCUGUGGUAUGAGGGACGUCACCUGGAUCUGCAGGGAAGCACAAGAUGAAUACUGUUUGAUGCUAAGUUUGGAAAUGAUCUUGCCCGGAGAGGGACGAUGAGAACAUAGGCUUUUGUGAUCUUGGCAGCUAAGUACCAGUCAAGUUGGCUUGGGCAUGGCUAACAUUGCUAUUUAUAUGACAAAUAAUCCUUGCCUGCAAACUAGUCAUGAAAAACAGGUAGAACCAACCUUAGAGGUUUGUUUGAUACUCAUCACCGAUGGGUAAAAAUGUAACUUGACAUGUACUUUGUCACUUAAUUCUAACUAAGCCUUAGGGUAAAAUGGCAAGUGAUAAUAUAUCACCAGUCUCUUGAAAUGUGUCCGAUCUUCCAGUAUGUGGUGCUGUGUGGAUGAUAAUUCAGAAUAGUGUCUUUAUUCGAAGUGGAAAGAUAAGAUAAAUCAUUCUGUUAAUUUUUUUUCCAUGAUCAUUUGAUUUUGAGGGAGGGGGAUGUUUCCUUGGACUAUCCUUGAUGCUGGACAUCAUUAUAGAUAUAUAUAACUUUAGCAUGCUAAUUCUGAGCUGUGUCCAAGAUCCUCCUCUUCUUGGGGACAUAUUUUCUUUCAAGGAGAGUUGAUGAUAAUUUAGUGAUAUCAAAAUAAUGAUAAUGAAAAGAACCAGAAAUAUGUUUUGACUUUGGGCAGUUCAGGGUCCCAUAACACAAAGGUUAGCGUUUAAUUUUACGCUUGAUUUUCACAAUUUGAUUGUACAUUGUAGUCAAUGAAAUCAAUCGUAGAAAAAUGUUCUACGAUCAUUGCUAAGCUUUGUGUUACCCUGGUGUAUUAUAAUGAGGAGUACUAGUGAAGAAUAGAGGAAUAAAUUUCAGAAAGGGUUCAUAAUAGUUUAAUUCUUCAAAGUUACCUGAAAGUUCACUGAUAUAUCCAUUCAAAUAUGUAAGAUUGAUAGUUGAUUAAAAAACAUACCUACAAAAUUUAUGUAGAACUCUAAAGCUAACUCAAAUAUAUUUUUUAGGGGGGGGGGAGUAAGUAUGGAAAUAAUUUUUUUAUAUAGAACACACCACUCAAUGAAGUUUUGCAUUGGAGAAACAGAUAAUAUGGGUUUUCAUUCUGAUUGUUCGUGUUCAUCAUCGGACUGUUCUAAUUAUCUGUAAUCUAAACCCUGUGAAGGUUGGACUUUUUGGAAUUGUUCUGUGGAUUUUAGGUCAAAGAAUGAAUCUAGAUAUUGACAAGGAGAAAAUAAAGGGGAAACACUAAAGCCUGGUAUGUUUAAUGUAAGUUGAGAAAUACAUAUUCACUGCAAUAAUUGGAUGUUUACUUGUGUGCUAUAAAGACAGAAUUCCAUUCUGUUACAAACUGAUGUUAUUACAUGUAUUCCACUCUUUACAUCUAUUUUAUAAUACCAUUCUUCUUUUAUGGAUGUGUAAUAUAAUAUUAGAUUUCAUAAUUCAUCGUGUAUAACAAUUCUGUCUGCUUGGUACAUGUAGUGGAGGAAGUAUACACUAUGUUUCAAAUAUCUAUUUUCAAAAUUUCAUAUUUACAAUGAAUGAAUAUCAAAAUUUAUAGAUGUAUUCCAUCAUAUGCAAUUUAUAAUUUCAUCAUUAAAAGCCCCAUGUGGUAUUAUUAAAACCUGAAA
This is a messenger RNA of Lytechinus pictus (painted urchin), 3706 nucleotides long. Its product is annotated as dimethyladenosine transferase 2, mitochondrial-like. Gene Ontology annotation, cellular component: mitochondrial matrix. NCBI's taxonomy places the organism in Eukaryota, Metazoa, Echinodermata, Echinoidea, Temnopleuroida, Toxopneustidae. The record is from RefSeq and is a predicted model, not a curated record. The coding region runs from base 134 to 1597 and encodes 487 amino acids. The transcript has 8 exons. Gene Ontology annotation, biological process: transcription initiation at mitochondrial promoter; rRNA methylation. Gene Ontology annotation, molecular function: mitochondrial transcription factor activity; rRNA (adenine-N6,N6-)-dimethyltransferase activity.